AUCAAACUAGUGACAAUAUUUUAAAGUUGUUUACGUCGUUAAUAGUAUAAAUUAGGUUCGUAUUCGUAGUUAGUUAGUUAGUUUUUAGCCUUCGGGCUUAAGGAUCAAAAGUCGCGGACGGUCUUUCAAACAUUUGGUAGCAGAGGGUAGUUUUUGCCGUGGACAAACUUGGACAGAGGAAGGCCAAUUGACGAGAAGCAUGACUUCAAACGCAGGUGAAGAAGGAAGGACAGAAGAUGGAAUCGGAAGAGGGGAAGACGUGGAAGAUUUGGAAGAAAAAUUGGAAAGCUUGAAGCAAGAAAAAGCAAAAGCAAAGUCGGCGUUCACACGUGCAAGAAAGCAGUUGUUGGAACUGGUGGAAGAAAUGGAUCUACCAAACAGACAUCAGGUUCGAGAUGGGCAAACGAAAUUGGACAGCACACAAGAAAGGGCACUGAAGAUCAUGAUCGCACUGUCAGAGCACUAUCAAUGGCAGAAGAACGGAACAGCAAGACAAAAAGUUACUCAGGAAAUGGAGCAAUUGGUGCAAGAAUUCGAAGAGACCCACAACAGAGUACAGGAGUAUCUGGAUGAACGAAGAGAUUCAGAAUCAAGUAAGACAGCGGGAUCUUACAACCCACGAGAGGAUCGAAAGGAAGCGAAAUUUGAUUCUUCUCAAUUUCACAACAAUUCUGAGCGACAAGAGCUUCAGCACAAGUCAACCAAUGUCGGUGUUGGCGCGAAAAGAAGUCAGUUUCCAAUGACCCCGGAGGAACAUUCACAGCAACUGCAACAGUCAGUCAGAUUUGGUGGUGAUCACAGACGAUCUGAGCGAUAUUCACACGAAGAGUCACUUGGUCAGGACAUGUGGCGACAGCUGCAGCGUGUUGCGAUUCCCGUUUUCUCUGGUGACAAGCGAAAGUAUGAGAACUGGAAAGCUGCAUUUCUGGCUUGCAUUGACAGAGCUCCUGCGACUCCUGAAUACAAGCUGCUGCAGUUGAGGCAAUAUCUAUCUGGCGUUGCACUGGAAGCGAUCGAGAAUCUUGGCUUUUCUGGAGCUGCAUAUGAAGCUGCAAAGGACAGGUUAGAGCGAAAAUUUGGUGGCAAGAGGAGGGAAAUCGCAAUUCACUUGGAGGACAUGGAUAAUUUCAAACCAGUGAGAGAUGGAUGUUCAAAAGACAUAGAGAAGUUUGCAGAUCUACUUGAUGUUCUGGUGGUGAAUCUACUGGAGAGUGGACGUCACGAUGAAUUGGGAAAUGGAUCUCUCUACAUCAAGCUACUGAAGAAACUUCCAGAAACACUGCUGACGCAGUACAAUCGAUGGAUCUUUGAGAAUCGAAGAAGAGAAUGCGUUGAAACACUGAAGAUGUGGGUGAUUCAAGAGUCUGAAUUCUACACAGUUGCAAGAGAGACAGUGCAUGGUGUAUCAAGCGAAAGAAGAAACAGUAGAUCAAGAAACUUAGCAGGAGAGAAGAAAACCACAUUCUUUGGUGCUACUGAAGAAUUAACACAAGUGAAUCGUUUUCAAGUUGGUAGAUCAGGUGUCACUGGUGGGAAAUACGGUAAGCAGCGACUGUGCAAAGUGUGCAAUGGUAGACAUGGUGUAUGGGCAUGUGAUGCUUUUCGAAACAUGGACAUUCGACAGCGAUGGAAUGUGGCAAAGCAUUUCAAAUUGUGUUUUCGGUGCCUUGGUGAUGACCACAGUGGUAGUAAAUGUACUCGAAGUAGAGUGUGUGGUAUUCGUGGAUGUCAGGAAACACACAACAAGUUGCUGCAUAGCAUGGGUAACAGGAUCACUGGAAAGCAAAACAGCAAUAAAACAAGGACACCAGAAGCCUUCAAUCAGCAAUCAGUCAGCAGUAGCAGUCAGCAACAGUUGUCAUCGUCAGUCACGGAGGGGGAGCGUUUGCAGAGGAAUUUUGCAACACAAACAACGAUGGUGUGCUCAAAAUCAGAUGUCAAAGGAGCAACAGCAUUGAGAACCAUUCCGGUUGUUUUGAAAAAUGGCUGUCGAAGAUUGAAAUUGAACGCACUUCUUGAUGAUGCCAGCACUCAAACGUAUGUGAAUGAAGAUGUUGCAGCAGAACUGGGACUCAAUGGUACCUUUGAAACAAUAAAGGUCAAUGUUUUGAAUGGAGAUUGCAAGUCUUUUCAAACCAUGCCUGUCGAGUUUGGACUUGAAAGUGUAAGUGGUGAUGUUGACAUCAGAGUAAAAGCACUUACUGCAAAGAGAGUAACUGGAAACAUGAAGGUCAUCCAAUGGUCACAUCUAGCAGACAAAUGGCCUCAUUUGAAGCACAUUGAUUUUCCAGACACCGGUUUGAGACCUAUCGUGGAUUUGCUGAUUGGUAUUGACUACCUUGACAUGCACUAUUCUUACGAAGAAGUCAGGGGACAAGAAGGAGAGCCCAUUGCCAGACGAACGCCAUUGGGGUGGACAUGCGUAGGAUGUCCAGAAGGCAAGAAGAUCCCUGAUACCCAUUUCAGCAAGACGACUUUGUUUACUACAAGCAGAUCUGAUGUCGAUGAAAUCAACUCAACAAUGAAGAAGUUUUGGGAUAUCGAGUCAGCUGGAACGUUCACCCAGACAACAGUGGUGAGUCCUGAUGAGAAGGCUGCAUUGGAAAAAGCUGAGAAUUCUUUCAGGUUCAUUGAUGGUCGAUAUGAAGUUGGAGUACCAUGGAAAGAAGAUAGUUAUAGAAUGGUGAACAAUCACAAAAUGGCAAUGAAAAGACUUCAGAACACCGAGAAACGUUUGCUCAAGAACCCAGAUGUGAUGAAGGCAUACGAUGAAGUCAUUGAUCAAUAUUUGGACAAAGGAUACAUACGAAAGGUUCCAGUCUCUGAGAAGCAACCUGACAGCAAGUGGUAUCUUCCUCAUUUUGCUAUAUUGAAACCCAACAAAGCGACCACCAAGAUCAGAAUCGUCUUUGAUGCUUCAGCAAAGUAUGAAGGGACAUCCUUGAAUGACAUGAUACAUUCAGGCCCGAAGCUGCAACGAGAAUUGUUUGAUGUUUUGCUACGCUUUAGAUGUCAUCCCGUCGCUGUUGUCUGUGACAUUGCUGAGAUGUAUUUGAGGAUUCAGAUUCCAGAAGCUGACCGUGUGUAUCAUCGAUUUCUUUGGAGAAGAUGUGACCAGGACAGAGAUCCAGAGGAGUAUGAAUUCAGCCGAGUGGUGUUUGGUAUAACAAGUUCACCGUUUCAAGCACAGUUUGUGAUUCAAAAGCAUGCUCAGUUGUACAGAUCAGAAUAUCCGAUGGCUUCAGAAACUGCACUCAAGUCAACCUACAUGGAUGACAGCAUUGAUUCAAAGUUCUCUCUGUAA
Molecule: messenger RNA, 3304 nt
Organism: Rhopilema esculentum
Lineage: Eukaryota; Metazoa; Cnidaria; Scyphozoa; Rhizostomeae; Rhizostomatidae
Source: RefSeq, a predicted model, not a curated record